GGCCGAAAGUCAAUAAUUGAGUCCGCCAGCCACCUCGUGACAUCCAGAGAUCGUCACCCUUCCUCCACCAGUCGUCUCGGCCCGAGAACGAUCUUACGCCCAAGAACACCCUCACGAACAGCCACGAUACUGCCCUCCACGCAUGACCCCGAGACACGACAGACCACGCCUUUGAUCGCUAUGCACAUGUUGAGGCCAUCGAGGCCGGACAGACGAGCUCUCAGCGUGUCACCAGGCCAGCAACACCACAGAUGACGCAGUCAGAAGACCAGCUGGGCGAGGUUGCGUUCCGGCCGCCUCGUCGCAGCUCGACUGUCCCGGUCAUGCCGCGACGCGCAAGCACGUCCUCCGUCCCGUCACAAGAUCCGAAGCAGGAAGAGGUCGUCGAGACCCUCUACAGCCACCCUUCCGUCAAAAUCAUCGCGUUCACCACGAACGAGCGGAUAUCAGUGGGUCGCGAUGCAGAUACAAGACCAGGCUCCCUCCCGCCAUCUUCGCGGCUAGAAAGAACGAUCGCUAUCGGACAAUUUCGAAUCUACAAGGCACCCGGUAGUGUGGCAUUCUUGAGCUGCGGUUCGGCCUUGCAGCCCAUUCUGCCAAAAAGCCAAUGCUGGUGUCUUACGGAGGAUAACAGCCGCUUUGUGCUGCAGAUCAGGCGGCCACAGUACUGGCGGAUCGAGCUGCCGGCGGAAGAGCAGGACGACAUAGAACGCGCCAUGCUGCUCAGAGAGGUACUUACCCAGACUCUGCAGUUUGAGCGGACCGAGUGUCCGUUCCAGCGGAGCUUUACGGUAGAGCUGCCGGACCGACCUUCCACACCUGUCAAGUUAAAGGCGUGGACCGCCGAAGGAAAGAACCUCAUAGCCUCGCCCUUUGCAGAUCGGCCUGCAGCAGCCAUAUCUCCGAUUGCCAUGGCCGGUCUUCGAGAAGCCACACCGAACCCAAGAGAUGGGGAGCACCGUAGAUUCCAACCUCUCGACCCAGAAAGCAACUCGUCACGACGCAUGCGGAGACGUGGCUCCGAGGAUUUCUCAGUAGGCGAAAUCGAACAAGGCACUUCGCAGGCUUCGCUUGACCAGAGCUCUUAUGUUGAACAAGUCGUGAGCAAUUUGGAGGUCAAUAUAGCUGAAAACCCACCGCAGCGGGAGGCCAGAGUGCAGCGCGCCAACUCCUUGGCCCACGAAUUUAGCCCGCCGGCUCAGAGAACUGGGUCGAACGCUUUGUCGAAAUCACCUGAGCCUCGAACACCGGGAAAAAGCCGGCCAGGACUUGAUGCAUCGCCGGGUGGCUGGUUCACCUCUGAGCGUUCUGCCACAGUCGAUGCCGGCCAGAGUACAGCGAACUUCCUGAACAGAGCCGUGCAUGACCUCGUUGAGGGGUUCGACACCCUUUAUAACAACAGCCGCAACUUGCUGGACCAGCAAAUUAGGCCGAGAUCUCAAGACUCCCCGUCCAAGUCAAGCUCGCUUGCCCAACAAGGGCAGAGCGACCUUGAGGACGGCGAGUCGCCCAGCGAGCUGAGCGAUGCAUUCUACACUCCCAAUGAGAGAGGUCUCGACGAAGCCGAAUUUGACGCCGUCGCAGGCGAGACUGCUUGGACGUCCGUUCAAGGUGCCAUAGCUUCUCUGGCUGAAGGAGAUCUCAAGACACCAACACAGCACAGCACACCUGCGGACCUCAAAGAAACCAUGCCUGCAACGCCCCCGCGAUCUGUUGAAAGGAAACAGGCGGGCAAAGGCAGUGAUGAGCCUUCCUCCUUUGAGGGUUCUGGAUAUGUCGCUCCUGUCAAUCUGAGCAAGAAACGAAUGAGUAAGAAACUCGCUGGGCGAUCUUACACGGCCCCUCCGCAACUGAAAGUUGCGACAUCGUCCUCUUCAAAAUUGAAAACCGCCGCUAGCAGCGGGACAAGAGCUAGCGCAUCAACCACCGCGACGAAAGAAUCACGGGAGACCUCCCCUAGAGGUUCCACAGACUCUUUCCACUCCGUCGCGUCUUGGCAAUCGUCUGACGCACCUCUGCCGCCGUCACCACCAGUUUCGCAUGGCGGAUCACCAGACCGUCAACCCUUCCCCCACCCACAUGAAGACAUCGUCUUGGACAAGCUCGAUAUACCACCGAGGGAUUCGUCUGUUUCGACAGUGACUCCAAGCGCGGCACGCUUCCCACCAAAUCCUCUCAGAAAGGCUGCACGGUCCAGAUCAGCUUCUCCGCGGGCUCGGUCCCCGGUAGAAUCAGCCAGGGCCAAGUCCACAAGCAUCGAGCCCGAAGGUCACUUCUCUGCGGCAGCCAUCAAUCGGAGAUCCCAGUUCCGGCGCCGGCUGAGGCGCAAUAAUCUCUCCUUCAGCCGCAGAGCACUCUCGCCACUACCACCCGCGGCGAACUUGUUCACGCCAAAUGCCAGAAGGGUGCUGGAGGAUCCGCUGACGACGAUGAAGCGGCUGCCAGGCGCCAUUCUCUCCAAAACUUUCGAGAUCUUGAUGAGCCCGCCGAGCCACCUCAUCCAGCUGAUACUGAGAGUUGCCCGCAAGAUUCUAGCUGGUGAGUGGCGCGGUCUAGUGUACGGCUUCAACGAGGGCGGCGAGGAGAUUCCCGUGCACUGGGACUACUCUGACGAAGACUUCGCCAAUCUCGAGGAGGAAGCCGAAGACGACAGCAAUGGACUUGGGACAAGAGGCCGGUCCUCGAGCACGCACUGGGACGAGGACACGAGCAGCAGACAUUGGGAGGUAGACUAGAAGUCGCCUGUUUGCACACUAUGCUCUUGUAAGAUAUUUGGAUGAUGUACAACAAACGAUGGUGUUUGGGAAGAGUGGGGAUUUGCCUUCACAUGCAGGCUUUGCUGGGGAGAUGUUGAUUCACGGGAACAGAACAGACAGCGUCAUUGCCGAGACUUUUGCGUUUACACGUCGCUGGAGCAUCUUCGGAGUCGCUCCUUCCGAGCACUGGCGUUCUGCAACGAUAUCCCCUUGAGUUUGCGUUGUCCAGCUUUGCUGACAGAUGUCAACUCAGCCUUGAUGACCACUUCUAAUCAAUAUUAAUGAAACGGGUUACCUUUCCGCUCUAAUACAAGAAUUUCUUUGUCUUUA
Molecule: messenger RNA, 3086 nt
Organism: Microdochium trichocladiopsis
Lineage: Eukaryota; Fungi; Ascomycota; Sordariomycetes; Xylariales; Microdochiaceae
Product: inheritance of peroxisomes protein 1-domain-containing protein
Exons: 1
Coding region: 252-2735 (827 amino acids)
Biological process (GO): peroxisome inheritance
Cellular component (GO): extrinsic component of intraperoxisomal membrane
Source: RefSeq, a predicted model, not a curated record